GUCCUAUUUCCGGAUAUAUUUGGGUAGCGCGAAUGGCUGCGGAAUCCUGAAGUAAAUUUGUUUUAUAAGAAGAAGCAGGAGAAAUUGUGACCUAGGUCAAGAACGUCCCGAGCUCCGGAUGGCACCUGAGACCGUGGUCCGAGCUGCCCAGAGCUGGCUGCUGUUGUCCUGCCAGGUCCAGGUGCCCUUUAUCUGGCUCGAGGCCUGUGUACAGUGGUUGCAGGAGGAGGCUGGAGGAGCGGGACGACUGACACAACAGCAAAUCAACAAACAGGUGUACGACCAAUGGCUGCUGACAGACCUGAGGGACUUGGACCACCCUGUUCUUCCAGAGGGCCUCUCUCAAAGCCAGAAAACUGUUCUGAGCGGCAUCUUUUGUGUCCAGAUUGACUCAGUCCUGGACAUCAGUCAGCCGGCGUAUGGGCAGCUGCAGAAGUGGAAGGGCACAGACUGUGCCAAUGACGAGGUUACCGCGGUAACACAGUUCACACAGAGGCCCUGGGAGAGUCGGCCCACACGCAUGCUCCUACUGCAGGUGACUGAUGGAGUCCAAAAUAUGGAGGCCAUGGAGUACCAGCCCAUCUCUGCCCUCAGCACCUCCCUCAGGCCUGGAGUGAAGCUGCGGUUACAGGGUGACAUCGUCUGUAGACUGGGGAUGAUGCUGUUGGGACCCACCAAUGUGAAAGUGCUCGGGGGAGAGGUGGACGACCUGGUGGACAGAAACAAUCAGGGGAGGUUGUUGUGUCGAACCCUGGGUCUCCCCGAAGAGGAGCAGCCGCAGCCAGAGGACGAAGACCCUCCUCCUGCACAACAAGAAACCCAGGAUUUUCAGGACUUGGACCUGAACGACCAGGAGCUGUUGGCCAGUCUAGAGGCUGAGGAGCAGAGGGGGGAGCAGAGGGGGGAGCAGAGGAGGGAGAGGCAGCCGCACGGCCAAGGCUCUACUCCUGACAGCGGUUAUGGUUCUCUGUUUGAAAGCACUCACUCCUCUGGACGCUCUGCAGCCUGGAUCCACAGCUCCACAGCCUCCUCCAGAAGUGAAGUUUCUACCUCUUCUCUCCGAAAUAACGUUCUUCAAAACAGCAGAGCAGGAAGUUCAGACCGUGAUCGUCGCCAUAGCAACCAACAGGAAUUCCCACCCACCCAUGACCCACCUGUGCAGGAUCACAACAUGGCCGGCGAGGACUUUCCAGAUGAGGACUUUGACGAUAUUCCGUUGGACGAACUGGAUAGUGUCAUUCUACAAGGUCCCGGGACAAACCACGCUCAAAAUCUACCACAAAAUCCGACUAUAACUUCACCAAAUUCUAAUGAUGACUUUAUGGACGAAGACUUGGAGUUUAUUGAAGAAAUAGAAGCAACUAGUUCUAUUAACCAACCAACCAACUUGACUAAUACGGGACAAAAUGUGUCUAGCUCUGUCUCGCUGGCCUCUCCUCCAUUCACAUAUAUUUGCCUGUUGGAUAAACUGCCAAACAAAUCUGGCAAAACUGAAAUUUCGGUAAAAGCAUUUAUCGUGACAUUAUUGGGAAAACUAUCAAGCGGCGACGGUGUUUGGAAAGUUGGCGCGACGAUAUCGGACGGUACGGGAUACUUGGACGUUGAAUUGUCGGAUGAGGUUUUGCGAGGCUUGCUUGGGUUUUCUGUGGCAGAGAAGGCAGCUCUAAAGAGGGACCCAACCCGGAAACGGGAGUUGGAAUCUGGGAUGCAGAGGUGCCAGGAGGGACUGGUGGACAUGUGCUGUGUAAUGACCUUAUGUGUGGAGCAAGGGGGCGCUAAACCUGUUGUGACUAAGGCCGAACAAGUGAAGGAGCAGGAUCUGCGAGCGCUGGAGGCGAGGGUCAAAGCUAGCAAGUAGUGGUGUCAUGAUACUAAAAUUACAAACUGAAUUU
Messenger RNA from Periophthalmus magnuspinnatus, 1892 nucleotides. RefSeq names its product RMI1, RecQ mediated genome instability 1, homolog (S. cerevisiae) (gene rmi1). Bases 119 to 1858 code for a protein of 579 amino acids. The transcript has 9 exons. Gene Ontology annotation, molecular function: nucleotide binding. The record is from RefSeq and is a predicted model, not a curated record. Gene Ontology annotation, biological process: double-strand break repair via homologous recombination; resolution of meiotic recombination intermediates. Gene Ontology annotation, cellular component: nuclear body; RecQ family helicase-topoisomerase III complex. Lineage: Eukaryota; Metazoa; Chordata; Actinopteri; Gobiiformes; Gobiidae.